This is a messenger RNA of Vombatus ursinus (common wombat), 14702 nucleotides long. It is a transcript of the gene MYCBP2, whose product is annotated as MYC binding protein 2, E3 ubiquitin protein ligase. The transcript is spliced from 84 exons. NCBI's taxonomy places the organism in Eukaryota, Metazoa, Chordata, Mammalia, Diprotodontia, Vombatidae. The record is from RefSeq and is a predicted model, not a curated record. Gene Ontology annotation, cellular component: nucleus. Bases 482 to 13993 code for a protein of 4503 amino acids.
UUUAAAUAAGAAAAAGCUGAAAAGGAAACAGAAGACCAAAUCAAAAGUGAAAACAAGAAGCAAGUCUGAAAACUUGGAGAAUACAAUUAUCAUACCAGAUAUCAAGCUGCAUAGCAAUCCAUCUGCUUUCAACGUUUAUUGCAAUGUACGCCAUUGUGUUCUGGAGUGGCAGAAGAAGGAAACAUCUCUGGCUGCUGCAUCCAAGAGCUCUGUGCAGAGCGGUGACUCAGACAGUGAUGAAGAAGAAGAACCUAGAGAGCCACCUGUCAAACUUCCCAAGAUCAUUGAAGUUGGACUUUGUGAAGUUUUUGAGUUGAUCAAAGAGACACGGUUUUCUCAUCCGUCCCUGUGUCUUAGGAGUCUGCAAGCUCUGCUUAAUGUGUUGCAGGGUCAACAACCGGAAGGCCUCCAGUCAGAACCACCUGAGGUUCUUGAGUCUCUUUUCCAGCUCCUUUUGGAAAUUACUGUUCGAAGUACUGGAAUGAGUGAUAGUACAGGACAGUCCCUGACUGCACUUUCUUGUGCUUGUCUAUUUAGCCUGGUAGCUUCUUGGGGGGAAACAGGAAGAACUCUUCAGGCUAUAUCUGCUAUCCUCACUAACAAUGGCAGCCAUGCUUGCCAAACUAUUCAGGUGCCAACAAUUCUAAACUCUCUCCAAAGGAGCGUACAAGCUGUUUUGGUGGGCAAAAUUCAAAUUCAGGACUGGUUUAGUAAUGGAAUUAAAAAAGCAGCAUUGAUGCACAAGUGGCCUUUGAAAGAAAUUUCUGUAGAUGAAGAUGACCAAUGCCUACUUCAGAAUGAUGGUUUUUUCCUCUAUUUGUUAUGCAAGGAUGGAUUAUACAAAAUUGGCUCUGGAUACAGUGGAACAGUGAGGGGUCAUAUAUACAAUUCUACAUCCCGCAUCAAAAACAGAAAAGAAAAAAAGUCUUGGUUAGGUUAUGCUCAGGGUUAUUUGUUAUAUAGAGACAUGAAUAAUCACGGCAUGACAGCCAUAAGAAUAAAUCCUGAAACACUGGAACAAGAUGGUACUGUAACAUUGCCAGAUUGCCACACAGAAGGACAAAAUAUUUUAUUCACUGAUGGAGAAUAUAUUAAUCAGAUAGCUGCUUCAAGAGAUGAUGGCUUCGUCGUUAGAAUAUUUGCAACAAGCACUGAACCUGUACUUCAGCAAGAAUUGCAGCUCAAACUUGCCAGAAAAUGUUUACAUGCCUGUGGCAUCUCCUUAUUUGAUCUGGAGAAAGACUUGCACAUUAUAAGUACAGGAUUUGAUGAGGAGUCAGCUGUAUUGGGUGCAGGACGUGAGUUUGCACUUAUGAAAACUGCUAGUGGAAAGGUAUAUUACACAGGCAAGUACCAGAGCCUAGGAAUCAAACAAGGUGGGCCUUCAGCAGGAAAAUGGGUUGAGCUGCCGAUUACUAAAUCUCCAAAGAUAGUUCAGUUUUCAGUCGGUCAUGAUGGUUCCCAUGCUCUAUUAGUUGCAGAGGAUGGAAGCAUAUUCUUCACAGGAUCUGCCAGUAAAGGAGAAGAUGGAGAGUCAACUAAAAGCAGACGGCAAUCCAAACCAUACAAGCCUAAAAAAAUAAUUAAAAUGGAAGGAAAAAUUGUGGUAUAUACAGCAUGCAAUAAUGGAAGUAGUUCUGUCAUAUCUAAAGAUGGAGAGCUCUACAUGUUUGGGAAAGAUGCCAUUUAUUCUGACAGUUCAAGUUUGGUAACUGAUUUGAAGGGCCAUUUUGUAACUCAGGUAGCCAUGGGAAAGGCUCAUACUUGUGUCUUAAUGAAGAAUGGGGAAGUUUGGACAUUUGGUGUAAAUAACAAAGGACAGUGUGGACGAGACACAGGCUCCAUGAACCAAGGAGGGAAAGGUUUUGGAAUUGAAAAUAUGGCAACAGCAAUGGAUGAAGACUUGGAAGAAGAACUAGAUGAAAAAGAUGAGAAAUCCAUGAUGUGUCCUCCAGGCAUGCAUAAAUGGAAACUUGAGCAGUGCAUGGUUUGUACUGUCUGUGGAGACUGUACAGGUUAUGGAGCCAGUUGUGUCAGUAGUGGACGUCCAGACAGAGUCCCUGGAGGGAUCUGUGGCUGUGGUUCUGGGGAAUCCGGCUGUGCUGUAUGUGGCUGUUGUAAAGCCUGUGCAAGGGAAUUGGAUGGUCAGGAGGCAAGACAAAGAGGAAUUCUUGAUGCUGUGAAAGAAAUGAUACCUUUAGAUCUCUUAUUAGCUGUCCCUGUACCUGGAGUUAAUAUUGAAGAACACCUUCAGUUGCGGCAAGAAGAAAAACGACAGCGUGUAAACAGGAGGCAUAGAUUGGAGGAAGGCAGAGGCCCCCUUGUAUUUCCUGGUCCUAUUUUUAUGAACCAUCGAGAACAGGCUCUAGCCAGACUCAGACCCCAUCCAGCACAACUAAAGCAUAAACGGGACAAGCACAAAGAUGGAAGUGGAGAAAGAGGAGAGAAGGAUGCAAGCAAAAUCACAACAUAUCCUCCAGGCUCUGUCCGUUUUGAUUGUGAGCUCCGGGCAGUACAAGUCAGCUGUGGAUUUCAUCAUUCAGUGGUUUUGAUGGAAAAUGGUGAUGUUUAUACAUUUGGAUAUGGGCAGCAUGGCCAGCUGGGACAUGGAGAUGUUAAUUCCAGGGGAUGUCCUACUCUAGUACAAGCUUUGCCAGGGCCUAGUACACAAGUCACUGCAGGCAGUAACCAUACAGCAAUACUUCUAAUGGAUGGACAAGUCUUCACAUUCGGAAGUUUCUCUAAAGGACAACUUGGCAGACCAAUUUUGGAUAUGCCUUACUGGAAUGCAAAACCUGCUUCCAUGCCCAAUAUUGGAUCAAAAUAUGGACGCAAGGCUACUUGGAUUGGAGCAAGCGGGGACCAAACUUUCUUACGCAUUGAUGAAGCACUUAUAAACUCCCAUGUCCUUGCUACAUCAGAGAUUUUUGCCAGCAGACACAUAAUAGGCUUAAUACCUGCUUCUAUAUCGGAACCUCCUCCAUUUAAAUGUCUCCUGAUAAAUAAAGUGGAUGGAAGUUGUAAGACAUUUAAUGAUUCUGAGCAGGAGGAUCUGCAAGGGUUUGGUGUAUGUCUUGAUCCUGUUUAUGAUGUUAUUUGGAGAUUUCGACCAAAUGCUAGAGAAUUGUGGUGCUACAAUGCUGUAGUUGCUGACUCCAGGCUUCUUCCUUCUGCACCAGACAUGCAAUCAAGAUGUAGUAUACUGAGCCCUGAACUUGCUUUGCCUACAGGAUCAAGAGCUCUUACAACUAGGUCUCAUGCAGCUUUGCACAUCCUUGGUUGCCUUGAUACAUUGGCAGCCAUGCAAGAUUUAAAAAUGGGUGUAGCAAGUACAGAGGAAGAGACUCAAGCGGUAAUGAAAGUUUAUUCCAAGGAAGAUUACAGUGUGGUGAACAGGUUUGAAAGUCAUGGAGGAGGCUGGGGUUACUCCGCUCAUUCAGUUGAAGCAAUUCGUUUCAGUGCUGACACUGAUAUUUUACUUGGUGGUCUUGGUCUUUUUGGAGGUAGAGGAGAAUAUACUGCUAAAAUAAAGUUAUUUGAAUUGGGUCCAGACGGAGGAGAUCAUGAAACCGAUGGUGACCUUCUUGCAGAGACUGAUGUCUUGGCAUAUGACUGUGCUGCUAGAGAAAAAUAUGCCAUGAUGUUCGAUGAACCAGUUCUUCUGCAAGCUGGCUGGUGGUAUGUUGCAUGGGCUCGUGUGUCAGGACCUAGCAGUGACUGUGGAUCUCAUGGACAGGCCUCUAUUACCACAGAUGAUGGAGUUCUUUUCCAAUUUAAGAGUUCAAAGAAAUCAAACAAUGGUACAGAUGUUAAUGCAGGACAGAUACCUCAGUUAUUAUACAGGCUGCCAACCAGUGAUGGCAGUGCUUCAAAAGGUAAACAGCAAACCACUGAACCUGUGCACAUUUUAAAGCGAUCUUUUGCCAGAACAGUCUCUACGGAAUGCUUUGAGUCAUUGUUGAGCAUCCUUCACUGGAGUUGGACCACUUUAGUUUUAGGAGUAGAAGAACUUCGGGGAUUAAAAGGAUUCCAGUAUACUGCUACACUUCUUGAUUUAGAGAGAUUGCGUUUUGUGGGCACUUGUUGUCUAAGGCUGUUACGUGUCUAUACCUGUGAGAUUUACCCUAUGUCAGCUACUGCUAAAGCAGUUGUAGAAGAAACAAGUAAAUUAGCAGAAUGUAUUGGGAAAACCAGAACUUUACUACGAAAAAUUUUAUCUGAAGGAGUUGAUCACUGCAUGGUCAAGUUGGAUAAUGAUCCCCAAGGGUAUCUUAGUCAGCCGUUGAGUCUUCUGGAGGCCGUCCUUCAGGAGUGUCAUAAUACCUUCACAGCCUGCUUUCAUUCUUUCUACCCAACCCCUGCCCUGCAGUGGGCUUGCCUUUGUGAUCUCCUCAAUUGUUUGGAUCAGGAUAUCCAAGAAGCGAAUUUCAAGACAUCAAGUAGCCGACUGCUUGCAGCUGUUAUGUCAGCUUUAUGUCACACAUCUGUCAAGUUGACCUCUAUCUUUCCCAUUGCCUAUGAUGGAGAAGUAUUACUUCGAUCCAUUGUUAAACAAGUCAGCACUGAAAACGACUCUGCCCUGGCUCACCGAUUUCCUCUGUUGGUAGCACACAUGGAAAAACUCAGUCAGAGUGAGGAGAAUAUCUCUGGAAUGACAAGCUUUCGUGAAGUUCUGGAGAAGAUGUUAGUUAUUGUUGUGUUACCAGUCAGAAAUAGCCUAAGACGAGAAAAUGAGCUCUUCUCCUCCCAUCUAGUCUCUAAUACUUGCGGAUUACUUGCUAGUAUUGUGAGUGAACUUACAGCAUCAGCCCUUGGAUCUGAGGUUGAUGGAAUUAACUCUCUUCAUUCUGUCAAAUCCAGUGCUAACCGAUUCACUAAAACAAGUCAAGGAAGAAGUUGGAAUACUGGAAAUGGGUCUCCUGAUGCAAUCUGUUUUUCUGUAGACAAACCUGGUAUAGUUGUGGUUGGCUUUUCUGUCUAUGGAGGAGGAGGAAUUCAUGAAUAUGAAUUAGAAGUCUUAGUUGAUGAUAGUGAGCAUGCAGGAGAUUCAACUCAUUCACACAGAUGGACAUCCUUGGAAUUAGUCAAAGGAACCUAUACAACUGAUGAUUCUCCUAGUGACAUAGCUGAAAUCAGACUUGAUAAAGUUGUUCCUUUAAAAGAAAAUGUGAAAUAUGCUGUUCGUUUAAGGAAUUAUGGAAGCCGUACAGCCAAUGGAGAUGGAGGAAUGACCACAGUCCAAUGUCCUGAUGGUGUUACAUUUACAUUCAGUACAUGUAGUUUAAGUAGUAAUGGCACAAACCAAACAAGAGGACAAAUUCCACAAAUCCUUUACUAUAGGAGUGAAUAUGAUGGAGAUUUGCAGUCCCAGCUUUUGAGUAAAGCUAAUGAAGAAGAUAAAAACUGUAGUAGAGCUCUCUCUGUUGUGAGUACUGUGGUUAGAGCAGCUAAAGACCUCCUACACAGAGCCCUUGCUGUAGAUGCUGAUGACAUUCCAGAAUUGCUUAGUUCUUCCAGUCUAUUUUCCAUGCUGCUUCCUCUUAUAAUAGCCUACAUAGGACCAGUAGCUGCAGCUAUUCCUAAGGUGGCUGUAGAAGUCUUUGGCCUUGUCCAGCAAUUGCUUCCUUCUGUUGCCAUUUUAAAUCAGAAAUAUGCACCCCCUGCAUUCAAUCCUAACCAAUCAACAGAUAGCACCACAGGAAACCAGCCUGAACAAGGACUUUCAGCUUGUACUACCUCUAAUCACUAUGCUGUCAUAGAGAGUGAACAUCCCUAUAAACCUGCAUGUAUUAUGCACUAUAAGGUGACCUUUCCAGAGUGCGUAAGAUGGAUGACAAUCGAGUUUGAUCCUCAGUGUGGUACUGCACAAUCAGAAGACGUUCUCCGUUUGCUGAUUCCUAUUAGAACUGCUCAGAACGCUGGAUUCGGACCAAAGGUGAAUUCUGUUCAUGAAAACCUCAAUUCAUGGGUAGAAUUAAAGAAGUUUUCAGGAUCUUCUGGAUGGCCAACUAUGGUUUUAGUCUUGCCAGGAAAUGAAGCCCUUUUUUCAUUAGAGACUGCAUCAGAUUAUGUAAAAGAUGACAAGGCUUCGUUUUACGGUUUCAAGUGUUUUGCAAUUGGAUAUGAAUUUAGUCCUGGUUCUGAUGAGGGAAUUAUUCAGUUGGAAAAAGAAUUAGCUAAUCUUGGUGGGGUUUGUGCGGCAGCUUUAAUGAAAAAGGAUCUAGCACUUCCUAUUGCAGGUAAUGAAUUGGAGGAAGAUCUUGAAAUUCUUGAAGAAGCUGCUCUACAGGUGUGCAAAACUCAUUCUGGUAUUCUUGGAAAAGGUUUAGCCCUUUCUCAUUCACCAACUAUACUGGAAGCUCUUGAAGGAAGCUUGCCACUUCAGAUUCAAAGCAAUGAACAGUCAUUUUUGGAAGAUUUCAUUGCCUGUGUUCCAGGAUCAAGUGGGGGACGACUUGCAAGGUGGCUUCAGCCAGAUUCUUAUGCUGAUCCUCAGAAAACAUCAUUGAUUCUCAAUAAAGAUGAUAUCCGUUGUGGUUGGCCUACUACAAUUACUGUUCAAACAAAGGAUCAGUAUGGUGAUGUGGUUCAUGUUCCUAAUAUGAAGGUGGAAGUGAAGGCUGUUCCUGUUUCUCAGAAAAAAACAUCUUUGCAACAAGAACAAGUGAAGAAGCUUCAAAGGAUUCCAGGCAGUCCUUCCGCACCAGCUACUUCCAUGAGCCCUGAUAUGACUUUUGGGGGACUUGCAUCACCAAAACUUGAUGCUUCGUAUGAACCAAUGAUUGUAAAGGAAGCUCGUUAUAUUGCCAUUACUAUGAUGAAGGUUUAUGAAAACUAUUCUUUUGAAGAGUUGCGUUUUGCUUCACCAACACCUAAAAGACCAAGUGAAAAUAUGUUGAUCAGAGUCAACAAUGAUGGCACUUACUGUGCAAACUGGACUCCAGGGGCCAUUGGACUCUAUACUAUCCAUGUUACUAUUGACAGUAUUGAAAUAGAUGCAGGCUUAGAAGUGAAAGUGAAAGAUCCACCAAAAGGAAUGAUCCCACCUGGAACUCAGUUGAUCAGACCGAAGGCUGAACCUCAGCCAAAUAAGGUUCGAAAAUUUGUGGCCAAGGACAGUGCAGGGCUUCGUAUCCGUAGCCACCCUUCCCUUCAGAGUGAACAGAUAGGCAUAGUAAAAGUCAAUGGAACCAUCACUUUUAUUGACGAGAUCCACAAUGAUGAUGGUGUGUGGCUGAGACUGAAUGAUGAGACAAUAAAGAAGUAUGUGCCUAACAUGAAUGGUUACACUGAAGCCUGGUGCCUCUCUUUUAACCAGCAUCUUGGCAAGAGCCUUCUGGUCCCUGUUGACAAUAUCUUUAAUGCUAGCCAAGGAGUCAGGGAUUUGGACGUUUUUUCAUGGACUUCUAAAGCUUUUUUUCCCCAGGAAACUAAGUCUAAUACGGAGGACUUUUUCAAAGACCUGAAUUCCCGCUGCCCACAAGAAGCAGUAAUGCAAGACCCAGAUAUACCAUUCCUCCGAGGUGGGCCAGGAGUGUAUAAGGUAGUGAAGACGGGACCAUCAGGUCACAACAUCAGAAGCUGCCCCAACCUUAGAGGUAUCCCAAUUGGAAUGUUAGUACUGGGAAACAAAGUCAAGGCAGUGGGAGAGGUAACCAAUUCUGAAGGUACAUGGGUUCAGCUGGAUAAGAACAGCAUGGUAGAGUUCUGUGAGAGUGAUGAAGGAGAGGCAUGGUCCUUAGCUAGAGACAGAGGCGGAAAUCAGUACCUCCGACAUGAAGAUGAACAAGUUCUUCUGGAUCAGAAUUCUCAAACUCCUCCUCCAAGCCCCUUCUCAGUACAAGCUUUCAAUAAAGGGGCAGGUAACAAUGCCCAAGGAUUUGAUUAUGGACUUGGGAAUAACAAAGUUUUGACUGUUUUACCCACUGCAGGUGACCAACUGAGUGCCAUACUGAAUUCCAUUCAGUCACGGCCCAGUCUCCCAGCUCCUUCCAUCUUUGAUCAAGCUGCAAAACCUCCCUCUUCCCUAGUCCACAGUCCAUUUGUGUUCGGACAGCCCCUUUCCUUCCAGCAACCUCAGCUUCAGAGUGACCGAGGAAAUUUCUCCAUAACUUCUAGACCAGCCUCUCCAGCAGGAAAAUCAGAUCUGUCCUCCAAACACCGAAUCGAAAGCCGGUCACCUAAACUUGAUGGACGUGUGAGCAGGACUGCUACAGAUCAAAAGAAACCAAGAGGCACAGAAGGCCUGUCUGCUAGUGAAUCCCUAAUGUUGAAAUCUGAUGCUGCAAAGCUGAGGUCAGAUUCUCAUAGUAGGUCCUUAUCUCCCAAUCAUAAUACCUUGCAAACACUAAAGUCUGAUGGGAGAAUCUCUUCUGGCCUAAGAGCCGAGUCUCCAGGGCCAGCAUCUCGAUCAUCUUCUCCUAAGCCAAAGACUCUCCCAUCAAACAGGUCCAGCCCACCAGGUGCUAGUCCUCCACGCUCCUCUUCUCCACAUGAGAAGAGUCUACCUCAGAAAGGCCCUGCUCCUGCUAAAGCAAAGCUUGAUCCUCCUCGGGAACGAUCCAAAUCAGAUUCCUAUACACUGGAUCCAGACGCUCUCCGCAAGAAAAAGAUGCCCCUCACAGAACCAUUAAGAGGUCGAUCCACAUCACCUAAGCCAAAAAUAAUACCAAAAGAUUCUAAAGUUUCUCCUGGAACUGAAAAUAGAGCUCCUUCUCCACAUGUAGUGCAAGAAAACCUUCACAGUGAGGUAGUUGAAGUCUGUACUUCUAGUACCUUAAAAACAAAUAGUAUAACAGACAGCACUUGCGAUGAGAGUACUGAAUUUAAGAGUGUGGAUGAGAGCUCCAAUAAAGUGCACUUCAGCAUAGGAAAAGCACCCAUGAAGGACGAGCAGGAAAUAAGAGCUUCUCCAAAGGUAAGCCGAAAAUGCGCGAAUAGGCACACCAGGCCCAAAAAGGAAAAGUCAGGCUUCCUUUUCAAAGGAGAUGGAUCCAGACCUUUAGAGCCAGCUAAGCAAGCAAUGUCCCCUUCUGUCGCUGAAUGUGCCAGAGCUGUCUUUGCCUCUUUCCUUUGGCAUGAAGGUAUAGUCCAUGAUGCAAUGGCUUGUUCUUCUUUUCUCAAAUUUAAUCCAGAACUGUCUAAAGAACAUGCUCCAAUAAGAAAUAGUUUGAAUAGUCAACAGCCUACAGAGGAAAAAGAAACAAAACUGAAAAAUAGGCACUCAUUGGAAAUAUCAUCUGCUCUUAAUAUGUUUAAUAUUUCACCUCAUGGACCAGAUAUAUCUAAAAUGGGCAGCAUCAACAAAAAUAAGGUCUUGUCAAUGCUUAAGGAACCACCUCUCCAUGAAAAAUGUGAGGAUGGAAAAACAGAAGCCACUUUUGAAAUGUCCACACUCCACACAAUGAAAUCCAAAUCUCCUCUUCCUUUAACCUUGCAACACUUGGUAGCCUUUUGGGAAGACAUCUCUUUGGCCACCAUCAAAGCUGCUUCCCAGAACAUGAUAUUUCCAAGUCCUGGCUCUUGUGCAGUACUUAAAAAGAAAGAAUGUGAUAAAGAUAAUAAAAAGACUAAGAAGGAAAAAAAGAAAAAAGAAAAGGCUGAAGCCAGGCCAAGGGGUAAUUUGUUCGGUGAGAUGGCCCAGCUUGCUGUGGGGGGACCAGAGAAAGAUACCAUCUGUGAGCUGUGUGGAGAAUCACAUCCCUAUCCAGUAACUUAUCACAUGAGGCAAGCUCAUCCAGGUUGUGGCCGAUAUGCAGGUGGACAGGGUUAUAAUAGCAUUGGACACUUUUGUGGAGGAUGGGCUGGUAACUGUGGUGACGGUGGCAUAGGAGGAAGCACUUGGUAUCUGGUGUGUGAUCGUUGCAGGGAAAAAUACCUCCGUGAAAAGCAAGCAGCAGCAAAGGAGAAGGUAAAACAAUCUAGAAGAAAAACAAUGCAAGUUAAGACGCCUCGUGCCUUGCCCACCAUGGAGGCCCACCAGGUGAUUAAAGCAAAUGCACUCUUCCUGUUGUCCUUGAGUAGUGCUGCAGAACCCAGUAUUCUGUGCUACCACCCUACAAAACCAUUCCAGUCUCAGCUUCCAAGUGUGAAAGAAGGCAUCUCUGAGGACCUUCCCAUCAAAAUGCCUUGCCUCUACUUGCAGACAUUAGCUAGGCAUCACCAUGAAAACUUUGUAGGAUACCAGGAUGACAACCUCUUCCAAGAUGAAAUGAGGUAUCUACGUUCAACAUCUGUACCGGCACCAUACAUAUCAGUAACUCCUGAUGCAAGCCCUAAUGUGUUUGAGGAGCCAGAGAGUAAUAUGAAAUCCAUGCCACCAAGUUUAGAGACUAGUCCCAUAACAGAUACUGAUUUGGCAAAACGAACUGUCUUCCAAAGAUCAUAUUCAGUUGUUGCCUCAGAAUAUGACAAACAGCAUUCCAUUUUGCCUGCACGUGUUAAGGCCAUUCCUAGAAGAAGAGUUAACAGUGGAGAUACUGAAGUUGGUUCCUCUCUCUUAAGACAUCCUUCUCCUGAGCUUUCUCGACUAAUUUCAGCCCAUAGUUCUCUUUCCAAAGGAGAAAGAAAUUUUCAGUGGCCAGUUUUAGCUUUUGUUAUACAGCACCAUGAUCUGGAAGGUCUUGAAAUAGCAAUGAAACAGGCCUUACGGAAAUCUGCUUGCCGAGUUUUUGCUAUGGAGGCUUUCAACUGGCUUUUGUGUAAUGUCAUCCAAACAACUUCUCUCCAUGAUAUUCUCUGGCAUUUUGUGGCUUCACUGACCCCAGCUCCAGUGGAACCAGAGGAAGAAGAUGAUGAAGAAAAUAAAACAAACAAGGAAAAUGCAGAACAAGAGAAAGAUACAAGAGUGUGUGAACAUCCACUUUCAGACAUAGUGAUUGCAGGAGAAGCUGCUCAUCCUUUGCCACACACGUUUCACCGCUUGCUUCAGACAAUCUCAGACCUUAUGAUGUCUCUCCCCAGUGGCAGUUCAUUGCAGCAAAUGGCACUCAGAUGCUGGAGUCUCAAAUUCAAGCAAUCAGACCAUCAGUUCCUCCAUCAGAGCAAUGUUUUUCAUCAUAUUAACAAUAUUCUUUCUAAAUCGGAUGAUGGAGAUAGUGAAGAAAGUUUUAGCAUCAGUAUACAAUCUGGUUUUGAAGCUAUGAGUCAGGAAUCAUGCAUAGUAAUAUGUUUAAAAGACCUAACCAGCAUUGUUGACAUAAAAACUUCAAGCAGACCUGCCAUGAUUGGCAGUUUGACAGAUGGAUCAACAGAAACCUUUUGGGAGUCAGGAGAUGAAGAUAAAAACAAAACUAAGAAUAUCACAAUCAAUUGUGUAAAAGGAAUCAAUGCUCGUUAUGUUUCUGUUCAUGUAGACAAUUCAAGAGACCUUGGGAACAAAGUGACCUCAAUGACUUUCUUGGCUGGCAAAGCAGUAGAAGAUCUGUGCAGAAUCAAACAGGUUGAUCUAGAUUCUAGGCACAUUGGUUGGGUAACAAGUGAACUUCCAGGUGGGGAUAACCACAUCGUAAAAAUUGAAUUAAAGGGCCCAGAGAACACAUUGAGAGUUCGACAAGUUAAAGUCCUGGGCUGGAAAGAUGGUGAAAGCACUAAAAUUGCCGGUCAGAUCUCAGCUAGUGUGGCUCAACAAAGAAACUGUGAAGCAGAGACUCUCCGAGUAUUUAGACUUAUUACUUCCCAGGUAUUUGGAAAACUUAUCUCAGGAGAUGCUGAACCUACACCAGAACAAGAGGAAAAAACACUUCUGUCUUCACCUGAAGGAGAGGAAAAAGUACACAAUGCAACAUCAGAUGCUGACCUGAAAGAACACAUGGUUGGAAUCAUAUUCAGUAGGAGUAAGCUAACAAAUUUACAGAAGCAGGUAUGUGCCCAUAUAGUCCAGGCCAUUAGAAUGGAAGCUACCCGAGUCCGUGAAGAGUGGGAACAUGCAAUUUCCAGCAAGGAGAAUGCUAAUUCUCAACCCAAUGAUGAAGAUGCCUCCUCUGAUGCAUAUUGCUUUGAACUGCUCUCCAUGGUCCUAGCAUUGAGUGGGUCUAAUGUGGGCCGACAGUACCUUGCUCAGCAACUAACUCUGCUUCAGGAUCUCUUUUCAUUGCUACACACGGCGUCUCCUAGAGUGCAGAGACAGGUGACCUCUUUGCUAAGGCGGGUUUUGCCUGAAGUGACUCCUAAUCGCCUGGCCAGCAUCAUAGGUGUGAAGUCCCUUCCACCAGCUGAUAUUAGUGAUAUAAUUCAUUCAACAGAAAAAGGAGACUGGAAUAAACUAGGUAUCUUGGAUAUGUUCCUGGGAUGCAUAGCCAAAGCCCUCACAGUACAGUUAAAGGCCAAAGGAACUACCAUCACAGGAACAGCUGGCACUGCUGCAGGGAAAGGGGUUACAACAGUUACCCUUCCAAUGAUCUUCAAUUCCAGUUAUAUUCGACGAGGUGAAAGUCAUUGGUGGAUGAAGGGCUCAACUCCCACCCAGAUUUCAGAGAUCAUUAUUAAACUUAUAAAGGACAUGGCAGCAGGUCAUCUAUCUGAAGCAUGGUCCCGUGUUACCAAAAAUGCCAUUGCAGAAACCAUCAUUGCCUUGACAAAAAUGGAGGAAGAAUAUAGAUCUCCAGUGAGAUGUAUUGCAACAACCAGGCUCUGGCUUGCCCUGGCAUCACUGUGUGUUCUAGAUCAGGAUCAUGUGGAUCGGCUCUCUUCAGGAAGAUGGAUGGGAAAGGAUGGACAGCAGAAACAAAUGCCUAUGUGUGAUAAUCAUGAUGAUGGUGAAACUGCAGCAAUCAUCUUAUGCAAUGUGUGUGGAAAUCUGUGCACUGACUGUGACAGAUUCCUUCAUCUUCAUCGCCGAACCAAAACUCAUCAGAGACAGGUCUUCAAAGAGGAGGAAGAGGCUAUAAAGGUUGACCUUCAUGAGGGCUGCGGUAGAACCAAACUCUUCUGGUUAAUGGCACUAGCAGAUUCUAAAACCAUGAAGGCAAUGGUGGAGUUCAGAGAACAUACAGGUAAACCUACCACAAGUAGCUCCGAAGCAUGUCGUUUCUGUGGUUCCAGGAGUGGAACAGAAUUAUCUGCUGUUGGCAGUGUCUGUUCUGAUGCAGAUUGUCAGGAAUAUGCUAAAAUAGCGUGUAGCAAGACACAUCCUUGUGGCCAUCCGUGUGGAGGCGUCAAAAAUGAAGAACACUGUUUACCAUGUCUGCAUGGCUGUGAUAAAAAUGCCACCACGCUUAAGCAAGAUGCUGAUGACAUGUGUAUGAUAUGCUUCACUGAGGCACUUUCAGCAGCACCAGCUAUUCAGUUGGAUUGUAGUCACAUAUUCCACUUGCAAUGCUGUCGACGAGUUUUAGAAAACAGAUGGCUUGGGCCUCGGAUAACCUUUGGAUUUAUAUCUUGUCCUAUUUGCAAGAACAAAAUAAAUCAUACAGUAUUAAAAGACCUGCUUGAUCCAAUCAAAGAACUCUAUGAAGAUGUCAGGAGAAAGGCCUUAAUGAGAUUGGAAUAUGAAGGACUGCACAAGAGUGAGGCUAUCACAACACCAGGCGUUAGGUUUUAUAAUGACCCUGCUGGUUAUGCCAUGAAUAGAUAUGCUUAUUAUGUCUGCUACAAAUGCAAGAAGGCGUAUUUUGGUGGUGAAGCUCGCUGUGAUGCUGAGGCUGGGCAAGGGGAUGAUUAUGAUCCUAGAGAGCUUAUUUGUGGAGCAUGUUCUGAUGUAUCCAGGGCUCAGAUGUGUCCCAAACAUGGUACAGACUUCUUAGAGUACAAAUGCCGCUACUGCUGCUCUGUGGCUGUAUUUUUCUGUUUUGGAACAACACAUUUUUGUAAUGCAUGUCAUGAUGAUUUUCAAAGAAUGACAAGCAUCCCCAAAGAAGAACUUCCACACUGUCCUGCAGGUCCCAAAGGCAAACAAUUGGAAGGAACAGAAUGUCCUCUACAUGUUGUCCAUCCACUUACUGGAGAAGAAUUUGCUCUGGGUUGUGGGGUUUGUAGAAAUGCUCACACAUUUUAGACCAUCUAAUUUUAUUUGCCCGAAAAAACAGCUGCCCUUGUCAGGAAGAGAAUACAGUGGACUCUAUACACUUCUCAGGAUGAGGAUGGGACCAUUUUAAAAUUUAAAAAAAAAAAAACAUUUACAGUGCAAGAAGGAUGCCAAAUACCAUGUACAUAAUUCUUGCUGUGAAAAAAAAAAUGCCUUUUUUUUUUUUUUGAACCAAGACAUCCACCUUGUGAGAUGUUUGCAUGUGGCCAUUACAGUCAUCGGCUAUGAAGCAUUGGAUAUUUAUAGAUAAUUGAUAUAAAAGGAUCACCAUGCCCAUAGACUACAAAUGAUGCUGGCUGUCAGGCAAAGAAAAUUAAAAAAAAAAAUCAUUGGUUAUUGUAUACUGACUUUUUGUAAACCUGUACAAUUGUAACUGCAUCACGGGAGGGGGUAAAAAGAAGAAUAUUCUGGUUUAUUUCCUAGACUGUUAUAAAAAUUGUGUUUGGAAGGCAUAUUAAUGUAAUAAGCAUCAUACUGUAUAUAAAGAUAUCAAUGUUUGUCCUGUAUAAGAAUUACUAAAUUACAAAAGCAAUUUCAUUUAAACUUCUAGGUUAUGUUUGAGCCUGAAAUUUUAAUGAAGUGCAAUACUGAGUGUGCCUCAUAUCUUGCAGCUGUAAACAUAAUGGAAUGUACAUGUCAAUAAAGCCACUGUACAUUUUUAUACAGUGAUAAAGUCUUA